Molecule: messenger RNA, 2145 nt
Organism: Indicator indicator
Lineage: Eukaryota; Metazoa; Chordata; Aves; Piciformes; Indicatoridae
Gene: ANKLE1
Product: ankyrin repeat and LEM domain containing 1
Exons: 10
Coding region: 1-2145 (714 amino acids)
Molecular function (GO): endonuclease activity
Source: RefSeq, a predicted model, not a curated record
AUGAGGUGCCGCCGGGCGGUGCGCGGGGGAAUUCGAACGGGCGGGGCGGGGCGAGAUGAGCGGCGCGAGGCGGCACGAGACGUAAGGGAGGGGGCCGGGAGGGGGAGCGGGGACACCGGGACCGGGGCGAGGGACAUCGGCACCAGGGGAGACAGCGGUACCGGGAGUACGGGGACUGGGGACGCGGGAAAGGGACAUUGCACCGGGGAGAGUGGCACUGGCACCGGGGGUGGAUUUAUACCGGUGCUGGAGAAGACGGGGACGUUGCACCGAGAAGGGGGGCUACCAAGCACGGGGAGGGGCACCGGGAUCGGGGGGACGGGGAAUCAGGACCGGAGAAAGGGAUAUCGCACCGAGGGAACAAACCGGGACGUUGCACCGGGGUCCUCCGCGGAGCUGCUCCCGCUGCACGUCGCCGCGUCCCGGGGGUGCUUCAGAUGCCUCCAGCUCCUGCUGAGGAAGCAGCGGCAUCCGGAGCGCUCAGCCCAGGGCUGUGUGACCCCACGAUGGGGACCUAGCCGGGCUGUGUCACCCCAUGGUGGCCCCAGCGAUGGUGGCAGCAGCAUCUGCUCCCUGCAGGAUGGAAAACCAGCUGUGGACCUGGCACUGGAGCAGGGCACCCAGAGGUGGCACUCACAUCGUGCCCAGGAUGAGCCUUUCAUGCAGGACCCAGGGGGGGCCAGGUGCUCCCUGUCCUUCCUGACCGAGGAUGGCAGCACUGGCAGCAUCUUCCCCAUGGAUGGGCUCCUGAGCAGCACCCGCAGGUCCCUGCUGGAGGAGAUGGAGGAAUCCCGUCUCAGCUCCUUCAUUCUUGCCUCUGGGGAUGUGACCCCCCAGGGCCAGGGGUCCCCCGGGCACUGCCACAUCACCCCCCGCACCAAGAGCCGCCUGCGGGCCUGCGCCCAGCGCUUCAGCUCCUCCUCUUCUUCCUCCCUCUUUGAUGAGACGUUGGAGAUGCCCCGGAGGCCCCCCAGGCUCAGAGCACCCCAGGGUGUCCCCAGGGGCCCUGCCACCACCUCGGGGCACUGUGGUACCCUGCAAGGGGAGGGUGGAGAGGGGACAGCCUCUUUGGAUGACACAGAGAUCCUCCCCAGAGCCCCCAGCCAGCCCAGCUCACCCCCGGGGGACAGCAGCUCAACCAGCCCCACGGUCCUGCUGGCUCCUGGGGACCCCCAGAGCUCCCCAUCAGACACUCGGGGCUCCUCCAGUCCCACAGUGCUGCUGGUGCCUGGGGACCAGGACUCCCAGUCAGAAGCUCCACGUUCCCCCCAUGAUGUUGGCGAUGCCAACCUCAGGGUGCUGGAGGGCGGCUCUGGGUGGCAGGACCCCUCACCCUUAGGGCCACAGCCGUCCCCGUGUCCCCGGCGUCUGUCGGACGCAGCCCUGCGGCGGCGGCUGCAGGCGCUGGGGCACAACCCAGGUCCCAUCACGGAGCUCACUCGGGGGCUCUACCUGCGACGCUUUCAGGAGCUGGCGAGGGCACCCCGGGGGCAUCGCGCAGCACGGGCACCGCAGGCAGGGCACAGCCCCGAGCUGGUGGCUGCGCUGAGCACUGGGCAGGUCCCCGACUGCACCCCGGACGAGCUGGUGCUGGCCCAGCAGUUUGACCAUCCCGGCCGCGGCUGGCACCAGCGGGAAGGGCUGGGCAAGACCAGCUUCAACUACCUCCUCCUGGACCCCAGGACCACCCAGAACCUGCCGCUCCGCUCCCACUGCCUGAGCCCAGCAGAGUGCUUCAGGACCUUCGUCCAAGCCAUCUUCUACGUGGGCAAGGGCACUCGUGCCAGGCCCUACCACCACCUCACCGAGGCACUGAGCCAGCACCGCGCCGGCACACAGAGGGGCUGCCCCAAGGUGCGGCGCAUCCUGGAGAUCUGGGCGAGUGGGCAGGGCGUGGUCUCCCUGCACUGCUUCCAGAGCAGCAUCCCCGCAGAGGCUUACACACGGGAGAACUGCCUCGUGGAGGCUCUGGGGCUGCAGACCAUCACCAACCAGCGGCAGGGGAACAGCUAUGGGGCUGCUGCUCGCUGGCCGGCAGAGCGGCGCCGGCGGCUGGGGGUCCACCUCCUGCACAGGGCCAUGAGGAUCUUCCUGGCCGAGGGCGAGCGGCAGCUGCGACCCGCGGACAUCCAGGGGGGGCGCUGA